Messenger RNA from Prunus armeniaca (apricot), 351 nucleotides. Lineage: Eukaryota; Viridiplantae; Streptophyta; Magnoliopsida; Rosales; Rosaceae. The record is from the annotation of a GenBank genome assembly.
AUGGUGUUAACCAUAACACCGGAGGAUUGGAGGCACGACAUCGUGCAAUAUUUGAAAAAUCCAAAUGGGUUACAUAGCCAACAAGUUUGGCAGAAGGCCCAAUAUUAUGUGCUAAGGGAUGAUAUAUUAUUCUGCAUAGGUUCCGAUGACUUGCUCAAGAAAUGUUUGGGCAAAAAGGAACAACUCGUAGCCAUGGCCGAGGUCCACGAAGGGAUAUGCAGUGCCCAUCACGCUGGCAUCAAGAUGCGGUGGCUUUUGAGGAGGCACGGUUAUUAUUUGCCGACUAUCCUCAAAGAUUGCAUUGAAUAUGCCAAGGGUUGUAAAGAUUGUCAAAAACAUGGGCCGAUCUAA